Molecule: messenger RNA, 2250 nt
Organism: Hippocampus comes (tiger tail seahorse)
Lineage: Eukaryota; Metazoa; Chordata; Actinopteri; Syngnathiformes; Syngnathidae
Gene: ubxn6
Product: UBX domain protein 6
Exons: 11
Coding region: 157-1473 (438 amino acids)
Cellular component (GO): cytoplasm
Molecular function (GO): protein binding
Source: RefSeq, a predicted model, not a curated record
CACGGUGGCAGCACUCAUAAAGACUUGAGCAGGAAGUAGUACAGUAUUAUCAAUGGAGCGCAUUGUAAACAUCGUCACAGAAGAAGUAGAUUUGUUGACAUCCUCUUGCCAGCUGACAGCCUCUGCCUGUCUGUGGUUCUCACCUCCCGAAAAGAGAUGAAGAAGCUUUUCGAUGACAUCAAGAAAGACAUCAAAUUUAAAUCGGCGGGCCCUGGGAAGAAGCUAACGGAAGACAGCAGAGGUGCACCCGAGAGAGGGCAGAGGAGCUCCGGUGGCAAGCAGCCACACCGUGAUGCUCCCAGCGAGGGAUCACAGCGAGCAGGGGCGGCAGCGCUGGCCAGGGUCGAACAGCACCAGCGGCCGAAGGUCCACACCUCCCAGGAUGCCAUCAGGAAUCAGGUGAAACGGGAGCUGGAGGCCGAAGCCGCUGCGCUGGCAGAAAAAGAUAAGGCAGCAACUGCACAGGGAACCGCCGCUGCCACAAAAGAGUGUCUCUCGGUGUCCGGCGUGUAUUUCACCUGCCCGCUAACAGGAGCCACUCUAACAAAGAGCCAACGGGAAGUCCACAUCAAGGAGGCCAUUUUGAUGCGCUUCAAGGAGGAUGACGUGGAGGCAUCCGUCAUGAUGAUUCACACGUUUAACAAAGACAAAGAGAAGGUGAAGGCGGCCGUGGACAUCAUAAGCAAAUAUGUUGAAAACAUUUGUAAGAAUCCUUCGGAAGAGAAAUACAGGAAGCUUAAACUAAGCAACAAAGUCUUUCAGGAUAAAGUGCGUUGUGUGGAGGGCAGUAGAGAGUUUCUGCAGGCUCUGGGCUUUACAAGCACCAUGCUUCCUGUGGAUGGUCAAGAGGAGGAAGAGGAGUUCCUGGUGUUGCCCGAGCAGAGUUCUGACGCCCUGGAGCUAAUGAAGGAACGGCGGGAUCGGUUGCAGCGCGGCGAGCCUGUCAGAGCGCAAUUGGACCGGCAGGCUCAGGCCUUCCGGGCGUCAGAAAACGCAACCCACUUUGAGCUGCCGCCUGAGUUCUACAACCUGAGCGCGGAGGAGAUCAAGAGGGAGCAGCAGCAGAGGAGUGACUUGGUGGAGAAGAACUCCAUGCUUCGUACCAAGGCUAUGAGGGAGCGAGAUGAGCAAAGGGAGAGGAGGAAGUACAACUACACACUGCUCCGCAUUCGGCUACCAGAUGGACACCUGCUCCAGGGGACGUUCUACGCCUGGGACCGAGUUCCCGUGCUGUUCAGCUUCGUGCGAGACUCCUUAGUGGACGGCUGGCAGCCCUUCGAGCUCAUCGCUCCUGGUGGUCAAAAGUUGCAGGAGUCCGAGGAGAUGGCUCUGGCUGAGUGUAACCUGGUACCCGCAGCUCUGUUGUCAUUCGCCUGGGAUGCAGCCGUGCAGGCAGACAUUGCGGCAGCAGGUGGCCAAAGCUCGGCCCUCCUCAAACCGCAGCUGCUCGAGACCAUUCGCAACCUGAGUUGAACGGGAGCACUCUGUCCAUGCCAACGUUCCACCCUGGCACUGCCGGGUGGCGAAACUGUCCCUCACCAACCUAUCACGCUCGUAUUUAUUGCUGUUGUUGCUCAUCACCCAACAAAUGCUAACCUUCAUUCACAGCACACAACAGACUAAAAUACAAAGAGAGAAGUGGGGACGUACAAAUCUGCUGGAUCUGUUGCUCCUUUCACACAAAAGGUCCUACAACAGAAUUAAGCAGUUUUAACCUUUUGCGCAGACCCAGCAAAGACAAUUGACAGCCGUCACAAAGGCUCGCAUGUUUUAGGUAUGCAAGGCCUCUCUUCAUCAGUGUUAUUAACUGAUGGCAAGAUGCCAAUCAACGGUGCGCAAUGAAAGUAAUAGCCUGCCUUUGCUGAGACUGCGUAUAAAAGUGCAUAGGCUGAUAAAUCUUUUGCGACAUUGUGCGAAAGACGCUUCUGAUACUACCCGAGGGAUGGAAAAUUGACAGAUCGGAAGUGGAAUUCUUAUCUUUCAAUUUAUGCACACUUCAUGAUUAAUCAAACCGUACCAUGGGACUGCAUGUAAUAAAUGUAACAACAACAAAAAGUUCAGUCAAUUGUAUUUGUUUGUAUCAAACAUCUACUAGACGAUGUCACGUAAAAUGAGAAAAAUUCAAUCAUCCCUCAGUCAACGUUUAAGUAUUUUUAGAACUUAAUCCGUCAACUCCAACAUAACGCCUUUAUCUUGCUAAUGGUUUCGUGUACAUGAAUUCAAAGGCUCCAGUGGCGACUUGUUUGGUUU